This is a messenger RNA of Adineta steineri, 624 nucleotides long. The record is from the annotation of a GenBank genome assembly. Lineage: Eukaryota; Metazoa; Rotifera; Eurotatoria; Adinetida; Adinetidae.
AUGGCAGCUAUAAUUUCACGUACAGUACCAACUUCAUCAACACGUCGUACUCAGUCUCAAUUAUCGAAUAAUUCUGUUUCAUUAAGUCGCAGUUUUUCAGUUGCUGACUCAGCAAAUAUAAAUGAAUCUUCUCCUUCAUCAUUAUUUGCAUGUUCUAAUCCAUUAGUAACGAUCACCUAUUCAACAAUGUUAUUAACAAACGAAAAUCAACAAAUACUUCUCAAUAGUUAUUCUUCUUGUCGUCGAUUAUUAGAUCAUAUGAAAAUACUUAUUGGUUCUCCAAAAGAGGAAAUACUUGAUCUUAUGGAUAAUGAAGGAAAAUUAAAAGAAUUAAAUGCACAUUUUAAUGAUUAUGCUACACAAUAUCUGACAGCAAGAAAUUCUUAUUAUGUACUUAAAGUUGAAACUGAUAGUGCUACCGGUGAUAAACGUUAUACACCAAGUUUUAAUAUUGAUCAAAUUGAUCAAAAAAUAUGUACAAUAUUAACAAAUUCAUUAAAUUCAUUAAAUAAAUCAUCAACUAAAAUUAAACGUAAUGUCGGACCAUCGAAACAAACUGGAGCAGGUUCAUCAACAUCUAGUACAUCACAAUCGAAAACCAAACGAGCAACGAAUCGAAAAUAG